Messenger RNA from Cannabis sativa, 2007 nucleotides. Its product is annotated as protein NRT1/ PTR FAMILY 4.6. Gene Ontology annotation, molecular function: transmembrane transporter activity. The coding region runs from base 156 to 1889 and encodes 577 amino acids. Gene Ontology annotation, biological process: transmembrane transport. NCBI's taxonomy places the organism in Eukaryota, Viridiplantae, Streptophyta, Magnoliopsida, Rosales, Cannabaceae. The transcript has 6 exons. The record is from RefSeq and is a predicted model, not a curated record. Gene Ontology annotation, cellular component: membrane.
CUCAAUCUCAAUGUGAUUUAAUUAUUUCUCAACCAAAUUCUUCUCAAACCAGUCCAUCAUCUCCCAAAAUUACCUCCCUCACACCUCAAAAGAGAAUAUUUUAUCUCUCGUCAAAGACAUUCCAUAACUAGGGAUUCAAAAGAGGUCUUAAACAUAUGGAUAUCGAGGCACACCAGUCAAACACAUGGGAAGGCUUUGUGGAUUGGAGAAACAGACCUGCCUUAAAAGGCCAUCAUGGUGGCAUGGCUGCAGCCUCCUUUGUGUUAGCUGUAGAGAUAUUGGAGAACUUAGCAUUCUUGGCUAAUGCAAGCAACCUCGUGCUAUACCUGUCAAGGUUUAUGCACUUUUCUCCUUCCUCUGCUGCCACAACGGUGACCAAUUUCAUGGGCACAGCCUUCCUCCUCGCUCUCCUUGGUGGCUUUCUAGCAGAUGCUUUCUUCACCACUUACUCAAUCUAUCUGAUAAGUGCUGGAAUUGAGUUUAUGGGACUGUUAAUACUCACAAUUCAAGCUCAAAUACCAUCUCUGAAGCCCUCAACAUGUGCUUCAGUAAAAAGCUUCUUCAGUCAUUGCCAGGAAGUUGAUGAGUGGGAAAGAGUGAUGUUGUUUUUAGGCCUUUAUUUGGUGGCACUUGGAGUUGGGGGAAUAAAAGGCUCACUUCCUCCACAUGGGGCUCAGCAGUUCGAUGAAAGCACCCCACAAGGAAGGAAGCAAAGAUCAGAAUUCUUCAACUAUUUUAUCUUCUGCCUCUCUUGUGGAGCUCUAAUUGCAGUGACUUGGGUCGUUUGGAUUGAAGAUAACAAAGGUUGGCAAUGGGGUUUCGGAACUGCCACUGUAACAAUACUUGUAUCUAUUCCACUUUUCCUCCUAGGCUCCCCAUUUUACAGGAGCAAAGUUCCAACAGGAAGCCCUAUCACAACCAUGUUGAAGGUUCUGGUGGCAGCUAUAUGCAAUUCCAUCAAACCCCGAAACUCAAACAAUGCCAUCAUGAGCAUGAACACAAUCGAAACCAGCGAAGGAAAUAAAGAGAACACUACCAACAAAAAUAUCUCAACUCAAACAGAGAGCCUUAAGUUCCUAAACAGAGCUUUGAAACACAACCCUUCUCAUCCAAAUCUACAAUGCACAAUAAAACAAGUCGAAGAUGUGAAGAUAGUGAUAAGAAUUCUACCAAUUUUCAUGUCAGCAAUAAUGCUCAACUGUUGCCUAGCUCAACUCUCCACCUUUUCAGUCCAACAAGCAGCGACCAUGAACACCAAGCUCGGCUCCUUCAAAAUCCCACCAGCCUCACUCCCAGUCUUCCCCGUCCUCUUCAUCAUGAUCCUCGCCCCUGUAUACAACCAUAUCCUCACACCAUGUUUCAGAAAACUAACCAAAACCGAAAUGGGAAUCACUCACCUCCAGCGCAUCGGAACAGGGCUAGUUCUUUCGAUCUUGGCCAUGGCAGUUGCUGCUCUAGUCGAAAUCAAGCGAAAGAACGUGGCUAUUCAAUCCGGGCUUGUAGAUUCGAUUCAUAAACCUUUGCCCAUUACUUUUCUUUGGGUGGCAUUACAGUAUUUGUUUCUGGGUUCGGCUGAUCUCUUUACUUUAGCUGGAAUGAUGGAGUUUUUCUUCACCGAAGCUCCUUCGGGGAUGAGAUCUCUGGCCACGGCUCUCUCGUGGGCAUCACUCGCUAUGGGAUACUAUCUCAGUUCAGUUCUCGUAACAGUCGUUAAUGGAGUCACAAGUACAUAUCGUCACGGUUCUCCAUGGCUCUCUGGUGCGAAUUUGAAUCAUUACCACCUUGAGAGGUUUUACUGGUUUUUAUGUAUCCUUAGUGCACUCAAUUUAUUGCACUAUCUCUUUUGGGCUUCUCGUUACAAGUACAUAUCAACAAGCUUUCACACUUAAUAACUAUAGUAGAGAGCGAGUAAUAAUCUUGGUAUUUAUUACUAAUUAAAGAAUAAAUAAUAUCCAAGGAAAUUAAUUUUUUUUGAUAUCUCUAAAAAUAUUCUGAAAUUUAUAUGUA